This is a messenger RNA of Cyprinodon variegatus (sheepshead minnow), 1893 nucleotides long. Its product is annotated as zinc finger protein 513-like. The record is from RefSeq and is a predicted model, not a curated record. The transcript has 6 exons. Bases 303 to 1841 code for a protein of 512 amino acids. Gene Ontology annotation, biological process: regulation of transcription by RNA polymerase II. Gene Ontology annotation, molecular function: DNA-binding transcription factor activity; RNA polymerase II cis-regulatory region sequence-specific DNA binding. NCBI's taxonomy places the organism in Eukaryota, Metazoa, Chordata, Actinopteri, Cyprinodontiformes, Cyprinodontidae.
GGCUCGCAGAAGCCGGUGUCAGCAGUCUGACAGCAGCAAACUGUGGAUUUAAAGUUUUAGCGUCAUGUUUGUCUCUCUGUCUGCUCUUGGAUUUGAUCACAGGAGGUAGUCGGAGCUGGCCGCUGCUGCUGUCCGUUGGAGGAAGAGGAAGAGGAAGGAGCUGAUGAAGAUGAGGAGGAUGAUGACAUGCAGUUAGCUGCCUGCCCGCCUGCCUGGCUGACGGACGGGUCGGAGCCUCCCGGCUGACCGAGCGCUGCCCAGCCCGCCGGAGGAGCGCAGGAUCCGGGCUGAGAGGCUCCAGCAUGCCGCGGAGGAAGCAGUCCCACCCGCAGCCGCUGAAAGCCGAGUCGGUGGAUGGGGCGGCGCCGUGCGAGCCCAGCUGCCCGGUCCUGGAGAGCGACUUCCUGCUGAACGGAGAGCUGGAGUUCGGGUCGUCGGAGAUGGCGGGGCUGGACAGAGACGGAGGAGUGACGGUGUUCUCUCUGAGCGCGGAGGACGACGAGCCCUCGGCUCCUACGGCCGCCGCCUUCCCCGCCUUGCUGUCCUGUAAAGGCUGCGGCCAGCUGCUGGGGGACACUCCUCUGGGGGCCGGACUGGGCCUCGGUGUGGGCUUGGACCUGGGGGCGGAGCUCUACUGUCUCAGCUGCGAGGAGAAGCAGCAGAACUCCGCCUCCACCCCCUCCCCUCAGGGGGACCCCUCUCAUCCCUCCACCAGGAAGAAGAAACCCGUCAGUAAAGACGGCGUCCCCUCCAAGCUGUUCUCCUGCUCUCUGUGCACCUUCACCUCGCGCUACUCCAACCACCUGAAGCGCCACAUGAGGAUCCACGACGGCCAGAAGCCGUACCGCUGCCCCGUCUGCUCCUACGCAUCCGCCCAGCUGGUCAACCUGCAGCGCCACCUGCGCACCCACACCGGGGAGAAACCCUACCGCUGCCCGCAGUGCAGCUACGCCUGCAGUUCCCUGGGCAACCUGCGGAGGCACCAGCGCAUGCACACGCAGGAGAAGGAGAAGAAAUGGGGGAGGAGGAGGACAAAAGGUGGAAGUGAAGGAGAGCUCACCCUCAGGGUGUCCCAGGACUCCUCCUACCUGCGGACCCUGGGGGGCCUGGGCGCUCCCUCGGGGCCCCUCCCGGUGCUCCUCUUCCCCCUGUGCUGCCGGCUGUGUGGCCUCACCCUGGAGGAGGCUGACCUGGACGGGGAGAAAGACGGAGGGGAGGCGGAGGGGGAGGGGGGACAGGUGAGAGCAAGAUCUUUAAUCUCUUGUAUCCAUAGCAACAGCAAACAGCCAAAGUUCCCGCUCCUCUUUCAGGUGUGCCGUCGCUGCAAAGACGGGCCCCCCAGGCGUGGGCGGAGGGGCUCCAAGCUCUACCGCUGCCCCCACUGCCCCUUCCUGUCCCACUACCCCAACCACCUGAGCCGCCACUCCCACACCCACUGUGAGGAGAAGCCCCACCGCUGCCCCCACUGCUCCUACACCUCCUCCCACCCUGACAACCUCAAGCGCCACAUGCGCGUGCACACCGGCGAGAAGCCCUACCAGUGCCCGUCGUGCAGCUACGCCUGCGGCAACCUGGCCAACCUGCGGCGCCACCAGCGCAUCCACUCGGGGGCCAAGCCCUUCCGCUGCGGCGUGUGCGGCUACCGCUGCAACCAGAGCAUGAACCUGAAGAGGCACGCUCUGAGGCACACGGGGGAGAAACCGUACGCCUGCGCCGAGUGCGGCUACACCACGGGCCACUGGGACAACUACAAACGCCACCAGAGGAAGCACGGACACCACACGGACAGCUGGGAAAAGCCGGCCCCCCAGAGCCCGGGGCCGCAGCGGGACGAGCCCUAGAAGGAGACAUCUGACCCUACAAUAUGACGGAGACAAUCAGGAUUCACAGUUU